This is a messenger RNA of Solanum dulcamara, 1724 nucleotides long. RefSeq lists its product as uncharacterized. Bases 1 to 1551 code for a protein of 516 amino acids. The transcript has 15 exons. Gene Ontology annotation, biological process: UTP biosynthetic process; CTP biosynthetic process; GTP biosynthetic process. The record is from RefSeq and is a predicted model, not a curated record. Lineage: Eukaryota; Viridiplantae; Streptophyta; Magnoliopsida; Solanales; Solanaceae. Gene Ontology annotation, molecular function: nucleoside diphosphate kinase activity.
AUGAAAGCACUUUCACUGAUUUUUGGGUUUGCUGGAAAAUAUAAAAAAUAUAAACUUCAUGGUGAUGUAUCUCGAGCACUAGAAUUUCUGAGAUCAUUUCAAGCUUCAAUAUUUGGCGAGAACUCUAUUCAGAUACCAGAAUUAUCCAUUUAUAGAUUGACUAGAAUAAAAUUGAAAAGUUCUGCAUCAAUGUUGAAUUUAUUUAGCCCCAGGAAGCUACCUUGGGUAUCUGGUACAGAUGGUCAGAAAAAGGUAGUUUUAACUGCUGUAGAAGUAGAAUCUCUUCGGUCAGAAAUUGCUGCUUUGGAAGAAAGAGAAGCUCAUCUAAAAGCUCAAUUAGAACAUAUUGACGAAAUACUGCAGUCUGCUCGCAUGUCGGGUUAUUUGUAUGUGAGAACGAGAUGGGCGGCUUUACCAGGAGAACCUCUUCCAAUCGAUGAUGACACUGAAGUUGAUGACUGGCUUCCUAAAUUUCUUGUCCUUCAGGGAUUGGGUAUUUUCUUGUAUUCAUCAUCCAUAGAUCUGAGCCCUCAAGACUCAACUCUCCUAUCUGAUGUUGUUGAAGUUGGAGCCAUGCCUUGUCUGAAACGUGACGAUGGUGAUACUCGAUAUUGCUUUUUUAUCUCAACUCGUCAUGGGCUGAGAUAUGAAUGCUCUAGUGCUUCUAAAAUACAGGUUGAUUCCUGGUUGGUGUCAUUACAGAAUCAUUGUGAUCUGCAAUCUAAUUGCAUCGCGCCUGAUGAGUUAACCAAGACUUGUUUCACUCUAUUUCUCACUCUCUUUCUCUCUCUAUCACUUCACACAUUUUUUGUCUUUCUCUCUAAAAGCUCAGAGAUGAAUUCUCAGAUUUACAGAUCUGCUUCACGAGCUGCUAAGUCACUCAUUUCUGCUUCAUCUAAGCAGAGUUCUCGUGCUUUUUCAGGGGGGCGAGCAGCAGCUGCAGCAGCCACAGUUUCUUUGAGAGGAGUGGUGCCUUCUCUAGCCUCAUAUGGCAGGAGUGAAUCUGGAAAUGCAUCUAGAGCUUGGAUCUCUGGUGUCCUUGCCCUUCCUGCAGCAGCUUACAUGCUCCAGGAGCAAGAAGCACAUGCUGCUGAGAUGGAGCGCACCUUUAUUGCCAUCAAGCCAGAUGGAGUACAGAGGGGCCUGAUUUCAGAAAUCGUAUCACGCUUUGAGCGCAAGGGCUUCAAGCUGGUUGCAAUCAAAGUUGUGAUUCCUUCCAAGGAAUUUGCACAGAAGCACUACCAUGACUUGAGUGAGAGACCAUUCUUCAACGGUCUGUGUGAUUUCCUUAGCUCUGGCCCUGUCUUAGCAAUGGUUUGGGAAGGUGAAGGAGUUAUCAGAUAUGGAAGGAAGCUUAUCGGAGCCACGGAUCCACAGAAAUCUGAACCUGGAACCAUCAGAGGCGACUUAGCGGUUGUAGUUGGAAGGAACAUCAUCCAUGGUAGCGAUGGCCCCGAGACCGCGAAGGAUGAAAUCAACCUAUGGUUUAAACCAGAGGAGUUGGUUAACUACACAAGCAAUUCAGAGAAGUGGGUAUAUGGUGACAAUUAAGCAAACGUACUCUUGCAUUAAUCUAAUUAAUUGCCAUUAAAAAGGCAUGAGGGUAGCAAACUCAUAAUUAUCAAAAUAAUGCCAAUUUUUUCUAAGGCGACUAGCAAUAACAUCUAGUAUACUGUUUACUUGAAUCACCACAAUAAUAUGUACUGAAAGAUCUAUUGCAACUA